Messenger RNA from Mycena citricolor, 2485 nucleotides. NCBI's taxonomy places the organism in Eukaryota, Fungi, Basidiomycota, Agaricomycetes, Agaricales, Mycenaceae. The record is from the annotation of a GenBank genome assembly.
AUUGUGAAAUUUGAAAAAGUGCCACCACCACCGCCGUUUCGGAGCAGCUCUCGGAGCCGCGCUACGGCGCAGUCAUCGCGCAGUAUUCCAAAACCCGGCGCAGUCAGGAGUGAGCUCAUGGAGACUUUAUAAACAGCUUUUCCUGGUGGCAUGAAAAUCAGCCCCUAUUCUAUCCGUUGCGCCGCCUGCGUACACGCCCUCCACACGCGCCCCAUCCUACUCUUACGCGUUGCGAGACAACGAACGCCUCGUGGCCCAGUCCCCGCGACACAAGGCCCGUCCUGCCGGUUCCUUCGUCAAGAAAUCGGCCCGCGACACGGUCGCUCUGAGCGAGCAAGAUCCUGGUGCAGCCGUUCCGACGUACGGACGCGAGGGCACCGUUGCGGGCUUUGUUGAACUGCAAGACAGGGAGCUGGUGACUGCUGUCGUUCUCCAGAUCCAGGGCAAGGUGACGGUCGGCGAUGCUGACGCCAUUGCGAUCGAACACGAACACGUCUUUCUUGAGCACUCCGUCGAUCUCUGGACUACGCAGACGGCGAGCACUGGGUCUUCGCCCCCCAGCCAACUCGCAUUCGCAUGCACUCUGCCCGCUACUUUCAUGGUCAACGACACCAAGCGACUGCUCCCUCCGUCGUACACCUCUCUCCACACCUCCAUCGUCUACACGCUCUCGGUGACCGUCACCCGUGCCCGAGCGCGCAAGUUCUUCCUCUGCACACCCAAGAACAAUAUCGCGAUUCGCUUCGACUACCGGCCGCGCACUCGCGCAGGAGCAGCCAUCUGCCCGUCCGCUCCUGGCUCAUUCCUGCAGGACCUCAAGGCGAUGCCGGACGAAUGGCGCCAGCACACGCACCACGUCCCAGCGCGGCCCAAGUCCGGCGUGGCUCCGCUCAAUCUGCAGAUGUACGUCCCUGCGAUGGGCGUCUUCGCGCUAGACGAGCGGAUUCCGUUCCAUCUGCAACUUAGCGGGCCGGCUGGGUCCCUGCGCGAGUUCUACUGUGCCGACGCGCGCAAAGAGCGGUUGCUUGUCGAGGUGACGGUCGUCCGACAGACAUUGGUGACGAUCAAGUCCAUGCCGAUGUUCCAAUCCCGGUCUGUGAUCGGCCGCGCUGAUCUGAUGACUCUGCCUCCUGGUGCUUGUGACACCGACCGGGUGUCGGACUGUGCAAGUCUUGACUGGUCUGGCGAUCUGCGGGUGAAGUCAGGAGGGCAUUCGGGCUCGUUCGAUGCUGGCAUUGUGAAGGUGCAGGAUUUCCUGGUCGUUGAUAUCAUCCCCGUCGCUGGACCAAAGGCGCAUUUCGAUCGAAUCCGCCACUCGUAUCCCAUCCGACUCGCCACCAAUCCAUAAGACACGUAGGAUCGUUCUCCGCCACCACUUCUCAGAUCUCGUGCAAGAAAGGAAAACUUGAAUUGUCCAUUCGCGCAAGUACUUUGCCCGAUCGAAUUACUACCAUGCGCGUCGAGCCAUGCGCGUCGAGAACACAGCUUGGCCGCAAUGUAGCGCUCACCCGAGACGCAUUCGGAAACAGUGCUGCCGCUGGCAGGUGUCCGUCAUUUGUGGCCAGAUUGAGUUUUGUGUAUAAUUAGAUGCUGGUCUGCAGUCUCCAUUUGGAACAGCCUUACGACAUCCUAUAUCACUGCUCACUCUCAUUACUAUUAAUGUUUAUCUUACACUGGAAGCGGCCCAGAUUAUUUCGAUUUCUAUUCUUCCCUGCCCGAGGAUUUGAUCUAGCUGGAUGCCUGAUGCUCGAAUCCACCUCUCGGCGACUGGCUCAGGCUUUUUCACUAUAGCGCACUGCAGGCCUCAAAACACAUCGGAAGAUUUCCACGCAGGCUUUUCACCUAUUCGUAUCUUCCCAGAUAUACGUUUUUCGACUCAGACAGACCUUCCGUAGUCGCAAUUUCGCUGCAUCCCUCAUUUGUCGAAGGACCCGCCGGGCCGCUCUAGGCCGCUCAGCAACGGGCUGAUUUCCCGGUAUCCCCAAUCCAAGCGCUUUGCACCCUGGUUGAAUGUCAGUCAAGAAGCCAGAAACACAAAAUCAUCAUGUUCGACCGUCCUUGCAGGGAUGGCAUUGGAGUCUAGCGCCGUUGCGUGAAGUAUCACAGGAUUUCUGAUUCCACCACGAAUGUCGAAAAUGGUCCAUCGGACGCACUGGGGCAACCAUGAAAUUACCCCAGAAGACGUUUACUUGAAUUCUCGAAGGUGGGGUCAGUGUCAAGGUUGCGGAUGUGAGUGCCAUUCUUGCACAUGUGGGGACUCGGCACUACUGCUCAGUUCCCUGUCGCUCUCACUCUCGCCCUCGUGCAGCCAUUAUGCCAGACACUCGCACCGAGUGGGCCCUGUGUUAAAUCUAACUAUGCGAUGGCUUCGAAGAUUGUCCAGCCGGUUUCCGUCCACAACGUCAGCGGCUAAGUAGUGGGAGCGAACGGCAUCGUUGUUCCGAGUCGCAGGGAAAGUUCCAGAGCAGGGGUUCUUAUGUCGUUC